UGGGACCGGUGGAGGCUCUCGGAACCCUGACUCCGCAGCUGCGCCAGCACAGCUUCGCGGGGACCAGGCUUGCAAAGCGACAUUCCUCCUUUCUCUUUGUCUCCCUUGAGUCCUUCUGAGAUGACGGCUCUGGGCACAGCGGGUGCUGCCCGGGUGUUGGUUACCCUAGUAGCUGCGGCUCUUUGCGGUCACCCUCUGUUCGGAGUCAGUGCCACCUUGAACUCGGUUCUUCUCAAUUCCAACGCCAUCAAGAACCUACCCCCACCGCUGGGCGGCGCUGCCGGGCACCCAGGCUUCGCAGUCAGCGCUGCUCCGGGAAUUCUGUUGGAGGGCGGCAACAAGUACCAGACCAUUGACAACUACCAGCCGUACCCGUGCGCCGAGGACGAGGAGUGCAGCACCGAUGAGUACUGCGCGAGUUCCACCCGCGGAGCGGGUGCAGGCGCGCAAAUCUGCCUCUCCUGCAGGAAGCGUCGAAAACGCUGCAUGCGUCACGCUAUGUGCUGCCCUGGGAAUUACUGCAAAAAUGGAAUAUGUAUGCCUUCUGAUCACAGUCAUUUCAAUCGAGGAGAAAUUGAGGAAACCAUUAUUGAAAGCUUUGGUAAUGAUCACAGCACCUUGGAUGGGUACUCCAGACGAACUACACUGUCUUCAAAAAUGUAUCAUACCAAAGGACAAGAAGGUUCUGUCUGUCUCCGAUCAUCAGACUGUGCUACAGGGUUGUGUUGUGCUAGACAUUUCUGGUCCAAGAUCUGUAAACCUGUUCUCAAAGAAGGUCAAGUGUGCACCAAGCACAGGAGAAAAGGCUCUCACGGGCUGGAGAUAUUCCAGCGUUGUUACUGUGGAGAAGGUCUGUCUUGCCGGAUACAGAAAGAGCACCAUCAAGCCAGUAAUUCUUCUAGGCUUCACACCUGUCAGAGACACUAAGCCAGCUGUCUGAACACAGUGGACUCCAUUUACAUAAUAUAUGCUAUGAAAACUGUUUGUGACUUCUGUGAGCUCAGUCCUUAAGGAUGUACAAAUUCUGUGGUUACAGUUAAGCAUUCCAAUAAUACCUUCUGAAAAUCUGGAGUGUAAGAGCUUUGUUUCUUUGUGGAACUCCCCUGUCAUUGAUUGCAGUAAAUUACUGUGUUGUAAAUUUUCAGUGUGGCACUUACCUGUAAAUGCAACAAAACUUUUAAUUAUUUUUCUAAACGUGCUGCAUUGUCUAUUGUUCCUCUUGUUAUGUAAAUGUUUGUAUACAUUGUUAUCUUGAUUCUGAUAAAUACUCUAUAUUGAAUUGAAAUAAAUACUUUCAGCCUAUUCCAUAUUGAAUUGAAAUAAAUACUUUCAGCUUAUACUUCUUAAAUACAAAAGCCUUUCCCCUUUUAAUUCUAGAAUCUAGAACGUAAGGAACUUUUGGAAUGACAAGUGAUAGGCAUGUAAGAUUUAUCAUGAAAAUAUUAGCUUAUUUUCCAAAAUGUACUCUCUCAGUGCUUGGAUUAUAUUUAUCUCUAGGCUGUGAU
Molecule: messenger RNA, 1505 nt
Organism: Balaenoptera acutorostrata (minke whale)
Lineage: Eukaryota; Metazoa; Chordata; Mammalia; Artiodactyla; Balaenopteridae
Gene: DKK1
Product: dickkopf WNT signaling pathway inhibitor 1
Exons: 4
Coding region: 121-927 (268 amino acids)
Biological process (GO): negative regulation of canonical Wnt signaling pathway; multicellular organism development
Cellular component (GO): extracellular region
Molecular function (GO): receptor antagonist activity; co-receptor binding
Source: RefSeq, a predicted model, not a curated record